AUGGCCUUGGGGGAAGAAAAGGCAGAGGUGGAGGCAUCCGUGGACACAAAGACCCCGUCCUGCGGGCGGCAGAGCUGCGGGGCGCAGGAGGUGGACACCCCGGGGCUCGUAGGCGGGAAGCAGGAGGAGCCACCAUGCCUGGAAGCCCAGACUGCGGCAGGGUCUGCCUCCCCCGUGUGGGGGAUAGAGGGGCUGUCUGCCCCUGCCGCCAGCCCCUCUGGAUAUGACCAGCCCCAGGCCAACACCACCAGCAGGGAGCCAGUAGCUGGUAGAUCUAAGCUUGCUCUUGGUUGCCUGCCCCUUCCUGCUGGCACUGGGACUAGAGACCCUUUGCACUCUGUGGCAAGCCAGAUGGAAGAGACCAGGCUUUCUGCCUCAGAGGACCUACCUCAGACUCUUAGCGUUCCCCGAGCCACAGGCAUUUGCUCAGGACAUGAUGCCGACAGCGAAGAUGACCCGUCCCCGGUUGAGUCGCCACGGGCACUAGACCUCAGCCAGCAGCCCCACAGCUUGGGUUUCCCUUUCCCGCCAAGGUGGAGGCCGUUGGGGAGCCAGGCCGCCGUUGCUCCUCAGUUCUCCAGCUGCAGCGUCUCUGCCUCCUCCCCGGGCAGCAGUCUGCAGGGUCACCGAGAGAAGGCAGAGCCUCCAAGUUGCUCCAUUACCAAGGUCUCCUCCUCCCUGGAACUGGUCGUCCCCCAGUCGGCCCCCUCCAUGGUGGGGCCAGGGCCGGGGCUCCAGUGGUCACCACAGCCUGCAUCCCCCGGGGUUGAUGCUCCUGGGCUGGGCAGGAGGCGCCUCUCCUUCCAGGCUGAGUACUGGGCCUGUGUGCUACCAGAUUCCCUGCCUCCUUCGCCUGACCGCCACUCUCCGCUCUGGAACCCGAAUAAAGAGUAUGAAGAUCUGCUGGACUAUACUUACCCACUUAGGCCCAAACCUCAACUCCCAAAGCACCUUGACAGCCAUAUACUGGCUGACCCUGUCCUGCAGGACUCAGGUGUAGACCUGGAUAGCUUUUCUGUUUCCCCAGCAAGUACCCUGAAGUCACCCACUAACGGCUUCCAGAAUUGCCCAUCAGCGGAGGCCUCUGCCCUGCCAUUCUCUAGGCCCAGAGAGCCAAGCCUUAUGCGGUGGCCCUCUGGAGUACCCCAGAAGCAGGGCAGCGUUGGUUUGGCAUCUUGUAACCAGCUCACAUCUACCCCCAGAGCCCCAGGCAGUAGGGAUGCUCCUUGGGAGAGCAGAGAGCCAGCCCCGAGGGGUGUGAAGGACUGGCUCCCCACGGGCAAGCACCUUGAGGUCGGUUCUCCCCAGCUGAGGACAUGGGACAGAGGGUGGCCUUUGCCCAGGACAGAGAGAGAGAAGGGGGCCAGCCAGGAUGUCUGGCACCCUGGCUGCACAGAGUCUGGGUGGAAAUCAGAAGAGGAGGUAGAAAGUGAUGACGAGUACCUUGCCCUGCCCACUCGGCUGACGCAGGUUUCUAGUUUGGUUUCAUAUCUAGGUUCCAUUCCCACCUUGGUGACCCUGCCCACUGGGGCUGCCGAAGGGCAGACCUCCCCGGACGUGUCAGACAGUGAUGGGCCAGCUUCCCUCCCGUCAGACUCGAGCCAAAGCCAGCUUCCUUCUGGGGCUGCCUUCAGAGGGCCCAGGGGCCCCGAGGGCCAGAACCGCCGUUUGCUGCGCUCCUUCAUCCAGGCAAGGGCCUCUGCAGGGGAUGGCAGUGUGGGGAGCCGCCAGGCCCUGGGGGUCUCCGGACUGCUGGGAACACGCUCUUCCCUGCCAGCUGUGUGGGACCGGCGCGCGUGCUUGGACCCAGAUGCCACAGGGCAGCCUCCCGGGAAGGGGGAGCAGGGAGAAGAAUCGCUCGUGCAGUGUGUGAAGACAUUCUGCUGUCAGUUGGAAGAGCUGAUCCGCUGGCUGCAUAACAUAGCGGACAUUACAGACCACUUGAUUCCAUCCAAGUCCAAUCUUACAGGUCUCAAGUCUUCUCUGCAGCUUUACCGGCAAUUUAAGAAAGAUAUAGAUGAACACCAGUCCCUGACGGAGAGCGUCUUACAGAAAGGGGAGAUUCUUCUUCAGUGCCUGUUGGAUAACACCCCAGUGUUAAAAGAUGUCCUCGGGAGGAUCUCGAAGCAGCCCAGUGAGCUGGAGAGCCAUGCAGAUCGCCUAUAUGACGCUAUCUUAGCUUCUCUGGACAUGCUGGCCGGCUGCACCCUCAUCCCGGACAAGACGCCCGUGGCACACAAGAGUACGGAUGUGAAGGGGAUGCGCCUAGGUGCCCCGCGCUCGCACUUCUCUGCCGCUUCAAGAGAAACAGUGGCAGAACUCCUCUAUCCCUAA
Molecule: messenger RNA, 2334 nt
Organism: Odobenus rosmarus divergens (Pacific walrus)
Lineage: Eukaryota; Metazoa; Chordata; Mammalia; Carnivora; Odobenidae
Gene: CEP68
Product: centrosomal protein 68kDa
Exons: 6
Coding region: 1-2334 (777 amino acids)
Source: RefSeq, a predicted model, not a curated record